This is a messenger RNA of Melospiza melodia melodia, 1271 nucleotides long. RefSeq names its product F-box and leucine rich repeat protein 6 (gene FBXL6). NCBI's taxonomy places the organism in Eukaryota, Metazoa, Chordata, Aves, Passeriformes, Passerellidae. Bases 7 to 1092 code for a protein of 361 amino acids. Gene Ontology annotation, cellular component: SCF ubiquitin ligase complex. The record is from RefSeq and is a predicted model, not a curated record. The transcript is spliced from 7 exons. Gene Ontology annotation, molecular function: protein binding.
UCCAAGAUGGCGGCGGUCGCGCAUCCACGGGGUCCCCCCAGCCCCCCCCGCAGGGCCAGUGCGGCCCCAGGUGAGGGCGAGGACGAAGAUGAAGAUGAAGGCUCAGGUGAAGAUGAAGGCUCAGGUGAAGGCUCAGGUGAAGGCUCAGGUUCAGCCCCAGGUGAGGCCCCAGGUGAGCAGGGGGGCGGGGGCCUCACCUGCCCGCGCUGCCCCCCCGAGAUCGUCCUGAGGAUCUUCAUGGCGGCCGUGGGAGGGCGAGGGGCGGUGCCCUUCCUGUGUCACGGUCCCUCCCGUGUCUCUCACCUGUCCCACCUGUCUCACCUGUGCAGGGUUUCCCGCGUUUGCCGCCUCUGGCGUGACCUGGCCGCCGACCCCCGGCUGUGGCUGCGGGUGCACCUGGGGGGGCCUCACCUGGGGAGGACUCACCUGGGGGGGCCUCACCUGGGGGGGCCUCACCUGGGCGGCCCCGCCCGGCGCCGCCCCCCCGAGCAGGUGCUGAGCCCCCUGCUGCGAUUGGCCGAGAGCAGGUUCUCGCUGCUGCAGGAGUUCGUGCUCACUGAUUGGAGCAACCACGUGGGAACCGUGCUGCAGGCCCUGAGCAAGUUCUGCCCCCACCUGCGGCACCUGGAGCUGCGGCGCUGCCAGGUGGAGCCGUCGGCGCUGGGGGCGUUCCUGGCCGCCCCUCCCCCCCUGCAGCACCUGCACCUCACCUGUCCCCGCCUGCGGCCGGUGCUGCCCGCCCUGGCCGCCGGGCGCUGCCCGGGGCUGCGGCUGCUGGAGCUGGAGCAGAGCCCGGGGGGGCCGGGACCCCCAAAUCCACUGCCCGUGGAGCGGCUGCAGGCGGCGCUGCCCCUGCUCCAGGUACCCCAAAAUCACCCGGGAACCCCAAAAUCACACCCAGGGACCCCAAAAACCCCAAAAACCGCACCCAGGGAUCCCCAAAAACCCCAAAAUCCACCCCAAAAUCACCCCAAAAUCCCCCUGGGACCCCCAAUCCCUCUGCCCGUGGAGCGGCUGCAGGCGGCGCUGCCCCUGCUCCAGGUACCCCAAAAUCCCCAAAAACCGCACCCAGGAACCCCAAAAUCAUCCUGAGCACCCCAAAAAACCCCAAAAUCCACACCCAGGGAUCCCAAAAACCGCACCUGGGAACCCCAAAAUCCCCCUGGGACCCCCAAUCCCGCUGCCCGUGGAGCGGCUGCAGGCGGCGCUGCCCCUGCUCCAGGUACCCCAAAAACCCCAAAAUCACCCCAAAAUCAUCCUGGGAACCCCAA